Messenger RNA from Brassica rapa (field mustard), 1593 nucleotides. RefSeq names its product phenylalanine--tRNA ligase, chloroplastic/mitochondrial. The record is from RefSeq and is a predicted model, not a curated record. Lineage: Eukaryota; Viridiplantae; Streptophyta; Magnoliopsida; Brassicales; Brassicaceae. Gene Ontology annotation, biological process: phenylalanyl-tRNA aminoacylation. Gene Ontology annotation, molecular function: tRNA binding; ATP binding; phenylalanine-tRNA ligase activity. Gene Ontology annotation, cellular component: mitochondrion; cytoplasm.
UUACCAACCCUACUGAUACUACUCACGACACGUCAUCAGUGACUUUCCUUCUCUUUCUCUUCCCCAGCCGCCAGUCGCCACCGUAACUCUCGUCAUCGGAGGCUCUGUCUCCUCCCUUCUCAACGACGGUGUUUGUUACUGAACUGAACUCAAGACGCCAUGACCAUUUUCUCAGUCCAGUCCACUAUCUUCACCCGAGCUUCCGUCGCUAUCCUCUCUAGCAAUGGACUCAAACGCUUCUCUUUCGCUUCGUCCUUCUCCUCAAACGCUCUUUACUCCUCACCUCUCCCCAAAACGAAGAAGCGGCGGUUCCCCAUCGUCUCCGCCGUCGAUAUCAACGGCGUCACAAUCGCUAGAAACGAUGUGGUGAGAGAUGAUGAUCCUACAAACAAUGUACCAGACUCAAUCUUCUCCAAGCUUGGGAUGCAGCUACACAGACGUGAUAAGCAUCCCAUUGGGAUCUUAAAGAAUGCUAUUUACGAUUACUUCGAUUCCAAUUACGCUAAACAGUUUGAGAAGUUUGAAGAUCUUUCUCCUAUUGUUACCACCAAGCAAAACUUUGAUGAUGUGCUGGUCCCUGCUGAUCAUGUAAGUAGAAGCCUUAAUGACACGUACUAUGUUGACCCCCAAACUGUUUUGAGAUGUCAUACUAGUGCUCACCAAGCUGAGCUUUUGAGGGAAGGUCAUAGACGUUUCCUUGUUACUGGUGAUGUUUACCGUAGAGACUCUAUUGACUCUACUCAUUAUCCGGUUUUCCAUCAGAUGGAAGGCUUUUGUGUUUUUUCUCCUGAGGACUGGAACGAGUCUGGCAAGGAUUCCACUUUAUAUGCAGCUGAGGAUUUGAAGAAAUGUCUAGAGGGUUUGGCACGUCACUUGUUUGGUGGUGUGGAGAUGAGAUGGGUUGAUACAUAUUUUCCAUUUACCGAACCAUCUUUCGAGCUUGAGAUAUAUUUUAAGGAAGACUGGUUGGAAGUUUUGGGCUGUGGGGUGACGGAGCAAAGAAUUUUGAAGCAGAGUGGAUUAGAAAACAAUGUUGCUUGGGCCUUUGGACUUGGAUUGGAGCGACUUGCUAUGGUUUUGUUUGACAUCCCUGAUAUUAGACUCUUCUGGUCUGACGAUGAACGGUUCACUUCCCAGUUUAAGAAAGGAGAGCUUGGAGUUAAGUUUAAGCCAUUCUCAAAGUAUCCGCCUUGUUACAAGGACAUCAGUUUCUGGAUCAGUGAAUCAUUCACAGAGAAUAACUUUUGUGAAGUUGUGAGAGGAAUCGCUGGGGAUCUUGUUGAAGAGGUGAAGUUAAUCGACAGUUUCACCAAUAAGAAAGGGAUGACAAGUCACUGUUACAGAAUUGUUUUCCGUUCCAUGGAGCGCUCUCUUACAGACGAGGAGGUCAAUGAUCUUCAGAGCAAGGUGCGUGAUGAGGUGCAGAGAAAGCUAAACGUUGAAUUAAGGUAGAGUUUGCUGGAGGAGAAGAUGAACAUUUCGUGUUUUAACUUUUUGUAUUUCCUAUAAUAUUUUUGUUACCUUGGAAGAAUUUCAUUACAUUGAAUAAAAUAUAUAUAUAUAUAUGUACAUUGUUGAUGAAUUGUAUCAUUU